Molecule: messenger RNA, 1622 nt
Organism: Pimephales promelas (fathead minnow)
Lineage: Eukaryota; Metazoa; Chordata; Actinopteri; Cypriniformes; Leuciscidae
Source: RefSeq, a predicted model, not a curated record
UGUUUAAUGAGGUAAAGGGGUGGGAGCUUUAAAAAGAGAUUGAACCACCAGGACUUUCACUUUCAGUGAGCAGCCUCCACACGGUUUGCUCCAGUCCAGUAGCCUCCAACAACAGAUCAAAUGUGCAGCUCGAUGAGUAUCUUGCCACUUGGGAAUGCAAGCCUCAAAAACAAUGGAUUUAUAAAGGAAGAAGGAAAGUAAGCAGACUAAAAGAAACAGGAAACUAAAAUCACAGGAAAUCUUGCUCUCCAUCAGAAUUUUCUCUUUAGAAGACUUUGGGAGUUUCCAAGUGACUGAUUGGGGUUGAGCCAGAGAGGGACAGAACGCGGUGCAGCUGUCAACGAGGGAUCGAGGAGAAAGUGCAGCAGUAAGAGGAAGAGGAGACGUUAGCUAGUAGUCACUAAACGAGGCAGCUGGGAAACCCACUGAGACUGAGAUUCUUCCAUAUCUUUCCUGCUACAAUCUGUCGCGCAAAAGGACUUGGUUAAGAAGAACAUGGGGAAUAUGGGCCGCUUUGGCCGGUAGAAGCAUGUCACCAACAGUGCUGUUACUUCUAUCAAUAUUGACUGUUCAAGGAAGUGGGUGCAAUGAUUUUAUGAAGACGACGAUCAGAAAUCUGCAGGACACUGUAAACAAUGAACGAACGAACGGAUUCCCACAAGUGUUUCCGAAGAACUACGUUGUGUCUCACUAUUUCAACGACAGCGCGCUGUGCAAUGAGCCGUGCUGUGUGUUCAGUGCUGCCGUGUUUCUGUCAAAUUCCUGGAGUCAGCUUUUCCAGCACCUCAGUACAUUUCAUUUCAAGUACAAGUUCAUCGGAGAGCUGAUUUACUCUCUGAACAGCAUAGCAAAAGAGAAAUUCCCGGAUCCGCCAGAUAUUUCUGAUUUCCCAUCUGUCCAGACAUCGCCUGAAGGACUUCUCUCCUUCACCUCAUCCUUCUUCACACGAUGGCUCGAUUUGAAUUGUGCUUUUGGAGAGCAUAACUGCAUCUUCCCCACACUAGGUGAAGAGGAUCAAGAAAAUCCAAAGGAGGGAGAGAAUGUGGAGAACCGAGAGCCGGUGGAUGAGCAACAGCCUGUGAUAGAAGGACAGACUGGUAAAAUACAGCUUGACCGGGGUCCAACCAACAGCUUUACUAAGACACGUUGCACAGGUUUCACUCACUGGAGCUUUUCUUUUCUAUGGAUAAUAUCAAGUCUGAUCUGGUGAAAGUCAAGAAAUCUGUUUUAAAUAUGCCACAAACCUUGGCCAGAAAAAGGCUUCACUUUGAAAGGACCGCUACUGUGUUGCCUUGUUUUUAGUCAGUUUGGAAGCUAAUUUUGUUUUACACUGAUAAAUAAAGUUUGGCUUGAGAUUUCGAAAAAAUGCUCUCUGGAUAAAGUGUCUGGAUGCAGUUAUGGAUCAGUUCUGUUGGAGAAAAGGGAUACUUUGAAAACGGACAUAUGGCUAUCAUGAGGUUGUUUUUUUUCUCCUUCUGCAUCAUGUCUUUGCACUGAUUGUUUUUAUCACUUAUAUAGUGUUUCUGUCAUCUUAAACAGUGAAUUGUGUGUCAUGAUGAUUCAGGUAAAACCUGUUGACUGAAUGUUUUAUCAUUGAAUGUAGUGAAAAAGUAAAGAAUAGA